Messenger RNA from Onychostruthus taczanowskii (white-rumped snowfinch), 4681 nucleotides. It is a transcript of the gene FZR1, whose product is annotated as fizzy and cell division cycle 20 related 1. The record is from RefSeq and is a predicted model, not a curated record. The transcript is spliced from 14 exons. Gene Ontology annotation, molecular function: ubiquitin ligase activator activity; anaphase-promoting complex binding; protein binding. Bases 206 to 1687 code for a protein of 493 amino acids. Gene Ontology annotation, biological process: anaphase-promoting complex-dependent catabolic process; positive regulation of anaphase-promoting complex-dependent catabolic process; positive regulation of ubiquitin protein ligase activity. NCBI's taxonomy places the organism in Eukaryota, Metazoa, Chordata, Aves, Passeriformes, Passeridae. Gene Ontology annotation, cellular component: anaphase-promoting complex.
CGCGCUCCCGUCGUGCCCCGCGCGGGGGCGGGGGCGGCCGCCAUGUUGUGGAGCGGCGGGGCCGGCGGGUGCUGACGGAGGAGGCGGAGCUGGGCCGGGCCGGGCCGGCUGGUGGCACCGGGACCGGAGCAGCACACUAGUUACUGCUUGGACUUCGCAAACAUAAAUUCCUGAGCCGGCUGAUCUCUCCAGCCAGCUUCCCACCAUGGAUCAGGACUAUGAGAGACGUCUCCUACGCCAAAUCAACAUACAGAAUGAGAACACAAUGCCUUGUGUAGCAGAGAUGAGAAGAACCUUGACACCUUCCAAUUCUCCAAUGUCUUCUCCUAGUAAGCAUGGUGAUAGAUUCAUUCCCUCAAGAGCUGGGGCCAACUGGAGCAUCAACUUCCACAGAAUAAAUGAAAAUGAAAAAUCACCGAGCCAAAACAGAAAAGCGAAGGAUGCUACAUCAGACACUGGCAAAGAUGGCCUUGCCUACUCUGCCUUGCUGAAGAAUGAACUCUUGGGAGCAGGGAUCGAGAAGGUGCAGGACCCCCAGACAGAGGACAGGAGGCUGCAGCCAUCCACCCCAGAGAAGAAAUCUCUCUUCACUUACUCACUCAGCACAAAACGCUCCAGCCCAGAUGAUGGCAAUGAGGUCUCACCCUAUUCCCUGUCUCCUGUCAGCAACAAAAGUCAGAAGCUGCUAAGAUCACCUCGAAAACCAACUCGGAAAAUCUCCAAGAUUCCUUUUAAAGUGCUGGAUGCUCCAGAGCUGCAGGAUGACUUCUACCUGAACCUGGUGGACUGGUCCUCUCUUAACGUCCUCAGCGUUGGCCUUGGGACUUGUGUUUAUCUGUGGAGUGCUUGUACGAGUCAGGUAACGCGGCUGUGUGACCUCUCUGUGGAAGGCGAUUCCGUGACGUCCGUGGGCUGGUCAGAGCGGGGGAACUUGGUGGCCGUUGGCACGCACAAGGGCUUUGUACAAAUCUGGGAUGCAGCUGCAGGAAAGAAGCUCUCCAUGCUGGAGGGACACACAGCCAGAGUUGGUGCCUUGGCGUGGAACGCGGACCAGCUGUCGUCGGGGAGCCGGGACAGGAUGAUCCUGCAGCGGGACAUCCGCACCCCGCCCCUGCAGUCUGAGCGGCGGCUCCAGGGACACAGGCAGGAGGUCUGCGGGCUCAAAUGGUCCACGGACCACCAGCUCCUGGCCUCUGGAGGAAACGAUAAUAAGCUCCUUGUCUGGAAUCACUCCAGCCUGAGUCCUGUCCAGCAAUACACAGAGCACCUGGCAGCAGUCAAAGCCAUCGCCUGGUCCCCACACCAGCACGGGCUGCUGGCCUCAGGUGGGGGCACGGCCGACCGCUGCAUCCGCUUCUGGAACACGCUCACGGGGCAGCCCCUGCAGUGCAUCGACACCGGGUCCCAGGUGUGCAACCUGGCCUGGUCCAAACACGCCAACGAGCUGGUGAGCACCCAUGGAUACUCCCAGAACCAGAUCCUCGUCUGGAAAUACCCCUCGCUAACUCAAGUAGCAAAGCUCACAGGGCACUCUUACCGAGUCCUGUACCUGGCAAUGUCCCCUGAUGGGGAGGCCAUUGUCACAGGAGCUGGAGACGAAACCUUACGCUUCUGGAACGUCUUCAGUAAAACUCGCUCGACGAAGGAGUCUGUAUCUGUGCUCAACCUCUUCACCAGGAUACGAUAAACCCCCUCCCUGUGCCCCGGGAACCUACAGCCUGACAUUCCAGGAUCAGACCACUCCCUCGGCCUGCAUGGACCUCCGGAGCCCAGCCAAGGGGAGGGAGAGCCGUGGGACUGCAGGAGGACCCAGCUCAUUAAAUAUGUGCUUGUGACCCACAGGGCUGGGCAGUAUUUGGGAUGGGGUGGGGAGGGGAGGGAACUGCCAAAGGUUACCGGAUUCAUCCUUCAUAAAGGGAAACGGGUACAAGAGAAAUGUUAACCCAGCAUCCUCCAGCCGUCAGGAUGGUACUGGGGAGGACUCGUGUGACAUGGACCAUUGAGACUGGACCCAGGCCAUCCCCACUGCCACGGUGUGCCUCCUGCGAGAGAGGAGCAUAUCCUUGCUGCUGUGGGAAGGGGUUUCACGUGCUGCUCUGUGUCCCAGAGUGGCAUCUCUGGAGGCAGGAGCCAGCCAGACUGGGCCGGUACAGCUGGUGCGAGGGGCACAGCUCCAGGCUGGGCAUCUAAGGGCUUUGUUCAUAGCCUGGCAUCCCCAUUCCAGGAAGAAACUGGAGAACUGCCUAUUUUCCUUUUUUUUCUUUAUUUUUCCCCCCAGACAGGUACUGUAGUACUUGACAUGAUCAUUCCAUAAGACAGCUUGAUUUUUUUGGGCAUGCUUGACAGCUGCCUCCGAACAAACACGCUUUGGGGCUGUAGACUUCGGAGGAGACUUGAAAAAACUUCACCUCUAAGGGAGAAGAUUUGGGAAGUUCUGCAGUUGCUAUUUCAUGUUCGGGGCUGAUCCUGGGAGUUACCAGAGAGCAGAAGCAAGGACUUUAUAAAAAAAGAAACCCACCCAACCACCUGUGCAUGUGGAGCUUCCUUUGGUGCUGCUGUAUGGGUGCCUUGCUCUGGAGUCUCCCUGAGGCCAAAAGCAUUUGGGAUGUGUUUGAGAAAAAAAAAUAAAUCCUAAAGAUCUGAUUUUUGGGGUGAGCAGGGCCUCUUCUGGCUGGAAGAGGGGUUCUCCUGAAGCAGGGCUGCAGCGCUGCUUUUUUGUUAUUUCCAAGUCCCACGUAGGGCCCUGCUGUUGAGUUUUGGUGUGUGGUUUGGGGUUUUUAGGUUGUGUGGGAUGAGAGUUCUGGCUGGUGUUGGAGCCCAUGGGGUGUAACAUAAAUGUUCUUUGUGUGUGUGUGGUGCUUUUAAUUUAAGAGAAGCUGUGAGGCUGCACAGCGUGUUCCAUCUGACCUGUGCCUGCCCUGCCCAGGCCCUGCCUGCCUCCUGCCCUCUCCCAGCGUUGCUUCCUGUUCCCAUGUGGAAUUCCCUGGCUGUGUAUAUAGACUUGUCUUCUCUGUGUAGAUUGCAUAGGUAAUGCUUUCCCUUUCUUUUUUUUUCUUUGUUGUUUUGUCUGCUCUCCCUUCUUUCUCUAAAACCAGAUGGUAGGAAUAUGAUGCCUGUCCCCAGUACCACCAGUAUCCUUAGGGUGAGCCAAGGUGUGAGAAGGCCAAUACAGCCUUGACCACGUGUGCCAUCACGCCAGUGCCUGGAUCAGGCUGGUGGUGCUGUCCCUGUGUCACACAUACUGGGAGUCACUGGUGAGGAGCUGGUGCUGGGAGCCCCCUGGCAGCUCCGAGUCUCCCAGGCCCACAGGCCACUUUGUCAUCUCACAGUCUCACUCCCCACCAAAAUGGAAUUUCCAUGGAGUUUCUGAAACACUGUUUGAGUGCAACUGCUUUAGUGCAGCUCUGGCCGUGGGAUGUGAGGCAUGGUUUGAAGUUGCCCCCCGGCCCGUCUUGUGUUGUUUGUUCCACUUGUGGGCACUGUUCCACAUCACCGUGGGUUGGGAGCACCCCAAAGCACCCAGCAGGUGUUGAGUAGGAUCUUUCAGCUGGGGAAUGGGUUUGAAGUAAAGGGUGAUCUGUAGGAAGAGGUGGUCUGUUGUGGGUAUCGUCACCUGGGGAAAGGGCUGUUCAGGGGGCUGGGGAGGCUGGUGGCUGUGCUCUGGCUUUUCCUGUUGUGGAUUGCCUCCUGCUAAAUGGCACUGUGCAGACACCCAGGACACACUGCUUUCUCCUCUGGGAGGGUGUAGGUGCUUGGGCUGGGGGCACACAGGAGGUCUCAGCCCAAUUUGGAGCAGGAGGGAACAAGACACCCAACUGGAGUGUAUGGUUGGGCUCCCCAGUGCACUGGGGCUCACAGGAGUGUAAUUGCCUCUCCCCCUGUGAUGGGGGAACUUCCUUAAGGAGUCCCAGAAGAUGCUGGGGGGAGUGGCAGUGAUGUGGGGUGGGCAGUGCCAGGUGGGCAUUGCAGCUGCUGCCUAGUGUUCCCAGCUGCAGAGCAGGGAUAGCUCUUCAUUGCUCUGUCCCCUACCACUGUCCCUUCUUGCCAAGGACUUUCCCAGACUGCAUCUUGUGUCUGCAUCUUGCUUUUCUGUCUGCCUUGGUAGGUUGGCUCGUGGUGUCUUCUCUUACUGCACUUGGCAGGGAGGCUGGUGAUUGCCAGGCCAGGGCUGUUCUGUGUUGGUGACAGAGCAUGGCAGGAACAGGCUGCUCCCCCUGACCUUGCUGUCAGCCCGGUACCGCCGCCUUCUCUGCCCCGCUGCCAGGCAGGGGCUCUCGGUUGUAUCCGUGUGGAGGUGGGUGUGUGCAAGUGUCUCAGGGUUGCUACUGUUACUGUCACCGGCUGCUCAAGAGAGAAAAGGGCAGAGCUGAGGUGAUGUGUCAGUGUGUGUGACCCGUGGGCACAGGGUCCUCCCAGAGCUGGGUGACAAAGUCUGUGGCAUCAUUGUAUCCCAGGUGUCAUGUGAUGGAAAACAAACGUGGAGCACGCUGUAACUUUUUCAUGUAAAGCAAUUGAACUGGCAUUAAACAGGUUGUGAAUUUACUGGGAUUGGUCUCCAUGGCUCCACUUUGCUUCUCCACAGCAAAGGGUGCAGCAAGUCACCAGAGUCCUCACCCUACAUCUGCAGGGUACCAGUUUUAUUGGCACAGAUCUCACCUGCAGUUUAUUGCUCCCAGCUUCC